Momordica charantia (bitter melon) is the source of this 1301-nucleotide messenger RNA. RefSeq names its product RING/U-box superfamily protein (gene SGR9). NCBI's taxonomy places the organism in Eukaryota, Viridiplantae, Streptophyta, Magnoliopsida, Cucurbitales, Cucurbitaceae. Gene Ontology annotation, biological process: protein ubiquitination. The record is from RefSeq and is a predicted model, not a curated record. Gene Ontology annotation, cellular component: cytoplasm. Gene Ontology annotation, molecular function: ubiquitin protein ligase activity.
UUCACAUUUUGUUCAAUGCCCAGAUGCAAAUCGAAAGUUCAACGUUGAUGAUAAUUUUCAAGAAAAAGAAGAGGUUCAUGAUAUAAGGCUAUAAAUAAUAAGGCAUGGCCAAAUUGGGAUCCACACAUAAAAAGGUUCACAUUUCCCCCAACUUUGACAAAGGUACUGCAAUACGCACACACGAUCCCAUAAUGGAAGAAUUAGAACCUCCCACUGUAAUCAUGGCUGCUCUCUCUGCCCUCUCUCCGCUGCAUCUCUCUGAUCUCUCCCACUCCAUCUUCUCCGACAUCCACCACCGCCGCCGCCGGCUCACCUUCAUCCUCUCCUCCCCCACCCUCUUCUCCCUCACUCUCCGCCACCUCAAUUCCCUCUCCCUCUCCCACAAAUCUCUCCUCAUUGCCCGCUUCCUCCUCUCCGCCCUCCGCCGCCUCUGCCACCCCUUCCAGCCGCCGGCCAAGUCCCUUCCCCAGCACCCCUCCACCGCCGCCAUCACGCCGCGGGACCUCGACGCCGCCGUCCUCCUCCUCCUCCUCUGCGAGGUCCGGCAGCACAAUCCGGCCGCCCUCGAGACGCCGCUGCCCAAAUGGCGUGCGGCUCUCUGCAGAAUCUACUCCGAUUCCAUCUUGUCGAUCUCCGGCAUCAUCUCCGGCGGCGGUGCGGUAAUGGUUCCGUACGUUGAGACGGUGGCGAGGUGCUGGAAGUUCGUGGGGUUUGUCGGAAGCUGCGGCGGGAAGGGGAAGAGGGAGGUGGCGGCCUCUCCGGUGGCGGUGGUGGAGCUGCCGUCGGUGGCGGCGGCGGCGGCGGUGGAAUGUGUGAUUUGUAAGGAGGAGAUGGGGGAAGGGAGAGACGCGUGUCAGCUGCCUUGUGAACACUUAUUCCAUUGGCUCUGUAUUCUGCCAUGGCUCAGGAAGAGGAACACGUGUCCCUGUUGCAGGUUUCAGCUGCCCACCGAUGAUGUUUUCGCUGAGAUCCAACGGCUCUGGGAGAUCCUCCUCAAGUUGGGCUCCACCAUCACUACAUCCGAUGGAGAUUAACGUCCACGAUUGAACAGUCCCAUGGAGUUACUCUAGAACCGAACGUAGGGGAUGAAGUUGACACGUGCGGAGGAAACUAGAGGCGUGUGGCUGUGGCUGGUGGCCUUUGAUAGAGACACGUGUGGUUCACCUUAGGAAGAAAAUGAUAAACCAAGUUUGUAUUUAUGAUUUUUUAGGGCUUAGGAAUUGAGGGAAGAUUUUUUCUUUUGUAAAUAAGUAUUUGUAUAUUUUCAUAUAGAUUAAUACAUUUACCUUGCUUGUCGAUUA